GGCCGCGCGGCGUGCAAGCAGAGCGCAGCCUGGCUCGGGGGAGGAGGGGAGGCCGCACCCCCAUCCCGCCUCCCCCCUGCACGGCCCUCCGCAGUGCUCCGAGCGCACGCGCACGCUCACUCGCUCACUGGGGGCGCCGGGGCAGGCGGGGCGCCUCUGACAUCAUCCGCUGACCCCCACCCCCUGGCAGAGGGGCGGUGGCCGCGCAGGCUCGGCCGGCUGGACGCACGGACAAACCGAGGGAAGGGCGCACGGUCAGGACAUGCCCGGGGAGGCUGCCCGCGCCGAGCUGCUGCUGCCGGAGGCGGGUGGGCCCGGGCCCCGCACAGAGUCAUCCUGUGAUGUGGCCGCGGCCUCCACCCCUAGAGGGGACCGGCUGGAGCACUGUGCCCUGAGCGCAGGACCUGGCCGCCUGGCCCUCGAGUUCCUGCCCAGCAAGCCGGGCACCCGGCCCCCACCGGAGGGAGCCAGUUGGGAUGUGGGGCCGCGCAGUACCCCCUCGGCCUGGGCGGUCCCUGCAGAAGCUGGCCCCGGCCCUGGGCCCCCCGAGGCCCGGCCCGCCGGGGGUCCCCUUCCAGCCACCCUGGAGCCCCGGAUCGUGAUGGGCGAGGAGACCUGCUGGGCACCCCUGCUGCCCAGGGCGGCCCUGCCAGAGCUCAGGGACCGGGAAGGUGGGCACCCCAGCCUGAACCCACCCCCCGAGUUGUGUUCUCAGGGUGACCCUCCUGUGCCUUGCCCUGCCCCAGACCCUGACUCCUACUUCACGCCUCCCUCCACCCCCACCGAGAUGGCCUGUGCCCCACUCCUCGGCCCGGAGCCCUGCAGGGAUGCCUGGGACACCCAGGCGGAGCUGGGGGACUCGCCGCCGGCCUCACCCUCGGGCUCUUACAUCACUGCUGAUGGGGACAGCUGGACCUCGUCCCCGUCCUGUUCCCUGAGCCUGCUGGCCCCGGCUGAAGGGCUAGAUGUCCCCUCGGGCUGGGGCUUCUCCCCACCAGGCUCUGUGGUAGAUGAGCAGGAGCUGCCCCCCGCCGGGCCCCCCGGGCCCCCGUCCCCGGAGUCCAGCAUCUCAGCGGACAGCAGCUCUUCCUGGAGCCAGGACGGCCACUUCUUCGAACUGGACUUCCUGGCCAACGACCCCAUGAUCCCCGCCUCCCUCCUGCCCUUCCGGGGCAGCCUCCUGUUUCAGGUGGAGGCCGUGGAGGUGACGCCGAGAGCCCCUGAGGAGGUGGAAGAGGAGGAGGAGGAGGAGGAUGCCCUAGACUCCACAGGGGACCCAGCCGGGGAGGGCGAGGAUGACAGCACAUUCGCCUCCUCCCUGCAGUCGCUGUCUGACCUCUCCAUCACCGAGGGCAUGGACGAGGCCUUUGCCUUCCAGGAUGACACCUCGGCAGCUUCAUCUGACCCUGACUCUGCCUCCUAUGCGGGGGCAGAUGAUGAGAGGCUGUACAGCGGGGAGCCCCAUGCGCAGCCUGCCGCCCUGCUGCACGACGGUCCUGGGGAGCCUGCUCCUGGGGUCUCCGAGGGAGAGGCCAGCCAGGAACGGGGUGCCCAGGAGACGGGGUCGGCCCCUGCUUCAGACGGGGUGUCUGCUGCUGCCACUGCUUCAGCCCCUCCCGCCCAGCAGGAAGCCCCAGACCUCACUGAGGUGACCUCUCAGGCAUGGGGGGAGGAGCCAGUCUCCAUCCCAGGUCCAGCACCUGCCGCGGGCACGCCUCUGCCCUUGUGGUUGGAGGACCUGGCCCCUUGCACUGCCCCAGAAAUGGGCCUCACGGCAAGCCCACACUCUCCACAGACCAUGAAGCAAGAAGCAAGCCAGGACCCUGACUCUGUGGCCCCACCCUGGUCCCCGCAGGACACAGGCCUCCCCUCAGGCCGAGGAUCCACCCCUAUAGCCGGCCUUCCAACCCUGCAUGUAGAUGCAGACUGCACCCCAGGGAUCAAGCCUGUGGUCAUCACAGCCCAGCAGGAAGAACAAGUGACAUUGGAACUGAGGCCGGCACCUGAAGAGAGGGACACAAGCUGCACUGGAGGUCUGGAACCUCUGGCCUGGAACGAAGCCCAGCCGGAUGGCAGCCUGGUGGAGCUGGCUGCAGACACUGGGACACUCUGGGCGUCAAGGGGAACUGCAGGCACCCCCAAGUCUGCCACGGAGGCUGCAAACCCCCCACAGCCUGUCACAGAGGCCCCAGAAUGCCCUGAACCUGCCACAGAGGCCACAGACCUUCCACAGCCUGCCACGGAGGCCCCAGAAUACCCCAAGGUUGCCAUGGAGGCCCUGGAGCACCCCAAGACUACCACAGAGGCCACAGAACACCCUGAGUCUGCCACAGAGAUCCCGGAACACCCUAAGUCUGUCACUGAGACCCUGGAACAUCCUAGGCCUGCCACGGAAGCCCCAGAACACCCUGAGCCUGUCACAGAGGUUCUGGAACAUUCUGAGCCUUCCACAGGGGCCCCAGAACACUCUGAACCUGUCAUGGCGGUUCUGGAACAUUCUGUCACAGAGGUUCUGGAACAUUCUGAGCCUGCCACGGGGGCCCCAGAACACCCUGAGCCUGUCACAGAGGUUCUGGAACAUUCUGAGCCUUCCACAGGGGCCCAAGAACACUCUGAACCUGUCACAGCAGUUCUGGAACAUUCUGUCACAGAGGUUCUGGAACAUUCUGAGCCUGCCACGGGGGCCCCAGAACACUCUGAGCCUGUCACAGAGGUUCUGGAACAUUCUAAGCCUGCCACUGAGACCCCAGAACACUCUGAACCUGUCACAGCAGUUCUGGAACAUUCUGUCACAGAGGUUCUGGAACAUCCUGAGCCUGUUGCUGAGACCAUGGAAUACCCAGAGCCUGCCACGGAGGCUCUAGAACUUCCUAAGGUUGCCACAGAGGCCCCAGAACACCCAGAAACUGCCACAGAGGCUCCAGAAUUUCCUACACUUACCACAGAGGCCCCAGAACACCUUGAGCUUGCCACAGAGACCCUGGAACACCCAGAAACUGCCACAGAGGCUCCAGAACUUCCUACACUUACCACAGAGGCCCCAGAACACCUUGAACUUGCCACAGAGACCCUGGAACAUGUUAGGCCUGACACAGAAGCUCUAGAACUUCCUAAGCCUGCCAUGGAGGCCCUGAAACACCCAGAGCCUGCCACAGAGGCUCUAGAACUUCCUAAGCUUGCCAUGGUGGCUCCAGAACCUUAUGAGCCUGCUACAGAGACCCCAGAACAGGCUGGGCCUGCCACGGAGGCUCUAGAACUUCCUAAGCUUGCCACAGAGGCCCCAGAACACUCUGCGCCUGCCACGGAGACCCUGGAACACCCAGAGCCUCCCAUGGAGACUCUAGAACUUCCUAAGCUUGCCAUGGAGACUCCAGAACACUCUGAGCCUGCCACAGAGGCCUUGGAACACCCAGAGCCUCCCCUGGAGACUCUAGAACUUCCUAAGCUUGCCAUGGAGGCCCCAGAACCUUCUGAGCCUGCCAUGAAGACCCCAGAACAGGCUGGACCUGCUGCGGAAGCUCUAGAACUUCCUAAGCUUGCCACAGGGGCUCCAGAAUACCUUGAGCCUGUCACUGAGACCCUGGAACAUCCUGAGCAUACCACAGAGGUUCUGGAACAUUCUGACUCUGCCACAGUGGCCCUGGAACUCCCUGAGCCUACCACAGAGGACCUAGAAUACCCAGAGCUUGCUGUGGAGGCCCCAGCACCUCCAGAACCUGCCAGAGAGGCCCUAGAAUGCCCCAAGCCUGUCUCGGAGACCACAGUCCCACCCAUGCCUGCCUCCACUGAAGAGGAAGCAGCAUCCAAGUGGGGAGUCCAUCCUGGGGCCGGUGUGCGCACUGUCAAUGCAGCUGGGCCCUGCUUGGCCCCAAAGGAGGCACCCCUCACCCCCUGCCCUUGCCAGGGCCCCAGGGAAGACUUGGUGGAGGGCAAGGAGCCCCCGGGCUCUCCAGGUCUCCAGCCACCACGGGCAGGAGCCCAGCGGGCAGCAGCUGCCUUCUCAGGAACCAUGAAGCCUCCAGGGACUGGGCAUCGAGUGGGCCUCCCGCCCCACUCCCCCCUCCUCAGCCCCAAAACGGCCCCCGCGGGGAACACCCAUGCCAAAGACCAGGCCUGGCGGAUCUCGCCCCCCUGCCAAGUGCCUCCCAGCCCCCGAGGGCCCCCAGCCUUCGAGCAGCCUGAUGACCAGGACAGCUUGGAGGAAGACUCGCCACCCAGGGCCCCGGGAUCCGGCCAGGGAUCGGCCCAGCACUCCGACAGCCAUGGGGAGUCGUCGGCAGAACCAGAGGAGCAGGACCUGUCGGGAGCACGGGGCGCGCAGUGCCCAGCUCAGGCCCCGGCAGGCGGUGGCAGUGAGGAGACGGUCGCCAAAGCUAAGCAGAGUCGCAGUGAGAAGAAGGCCCGAAAGGCAAUGUCCAAGCUGGGCCUGCGGCAAAUCCAGGGUGUCACCAGGAUCACCAUCCAGAAGUCCAAGAACAUCCUCUUUGUCAUCGCCAAGCCAGACGUCUUCAAGAGCCCGGCCUCAGACACCUACGUGGUCUUCGGGGAGGCCAAGGUCUGGCUGGCCGCAGCUCUGCCUGCCCAGGCCCACCACGGGCUCCUGGAUGGCCCAGGCCAUGGCCAAGUCUGA
Messenger RNA from Suricata suricatta (meerkat), 4630 nucleotides. It is a transcript of the gene NACAD, whose product is annotated as NAC alpha domain containing. Gene Ontology annotation, cellular component: cytoplasm; nascent polypeptide-associated complex. Gene Ontology annotation, biological process: protein targeting to membrane. The coding region runs from base 263 to 4630 and encodes 1455 amino acids. The transcript is spliced from 7 exons. The record is from RefSeq and is a predicted model, not a curated record. NCBI's taxonomy places the organism in Eukaryota, Metazoa, Chordata, Mammalia, Carnivora, Herpestidae.